GUUUUCUUAAGGGAUUCUUCCCACGUCGCGAUUAUUCCGGAGUGAUCGGGCCGAUCCGGGGGAAGAUCCAUUCCCGCACGAGUGCAAUUAAAUAAAACUUAGUAGCCCGUCUCUCGCUUUGAGCCUCUUACGCGGGCGAAUGUGUGAGGAGCGUGUGUGACUCUCAUCAUCUCUGUGCAUCUCGUCUGUUUCUCCAGGAGGCCGAGACGCAACGACGCUCUCGGCGUUCCCGCGAGAGAAGCAGCAAGAAGAAGAAGAAUAAAGAGAACAGAGCGAAUCACAGGGAAAAGACAGUGCGGCACAUCCGACGCCGACAUGGUGAUAAUUCGUCGUUCUCUCGUCUCCGUCUGUCGUCCACCAUUCAGACAAUUCUUGGCCGCGGCUCCGACAGACAUGUGAUCACGGCCGAACGGCAUCGUAGUUUGUUUUCGGCGAGGAGGCGGCCGCCUGGUGACGGCGGCGGCGGCCUGCGGUAAUAGAUUCCGAAGGCGAUUUAUCUAUCAUUGAACAGCAGUCAUGGAAUCUGGGAGUAACUUGCCCAAUGCGGGCAAUUAUCCUGGAGGUGAUCGUCAGCAGUUCUGCGUCUCAUGGAAUUCCCACCAGUCCAACAUGCACAGUGCGUUUCCAAAGUUGCUGAGCUCGGAGCAAUUUGUGGAUGUGACUUUGGCUUGUGACGGAGGCUCGAUAAAAUGUCACAAAGUCGUGUUGUCCGCCUGCAGCGACUAUUUGGAGCGUCUACUGUUGGAGAUACCGUGUACUCAUCCUGUUAUCUUCUUGAGGGACAUGAAGAUGUGGGAACUUCAAGCUCUGGUCGAAUUUAUGUAUCGUGGGGAGGUGUACGUCGAGCAGCAACAACUUGCUACAUUGAUGCAAGCAGCAGAAGUUUUGCAGGUUCGUGGCUUAUCUACUCAGGGAUGCGAAAACUCGUCGAAUGAGAGCAAUACACAAUCGUGUGAUUCUAAUGCACCUGUCACUCCAUCGACGCCUACUCCCGGUGACAGUACUAAUUAUAAAGCUGAUAAUACUUCAUCCAAUGACGGAAGUACCUCCGACUUCCUCUCAUGUUCGACAAUGCCCGCGACUAGCACAGGGAACAAUACGUCCACCAUCACCCCUGUCUCGCACAAUCCCAAUACAACAUCUAAUUUUGUAAACAUGGAGCACAGCGAAGCGUUACAACAUCUAGAGAAGGCUUUAAGUGCUUGUGAGGCGACUCUCACUGAAACUCAGGGUAUGGUGAAGAUGGAGCCGGACGAGCAGUUCUCUCAGCAACAAGAUGUCAAACCAUAUUCCAUUAGUAUGGUACCCAGUAGUAAUUGUAAUCCUAGCAGCCCAUUUCCUCCAAUCGAAGGUUAUCAAAGACGACAAAGGCGUUCAGAAGAAGAACUCAAGCUAGCUUCGGAUAUGGUGUCGCGUGGCAUGACAUUUCAAGUAGCCUCGGAAAAGUACAAGAUACCGAUCAGCACAAUUCGAUUCUACAUGGUCAGAAAGGGCAUCCUGCAGAGGCGAAAACGCGGCCGUGGUUCUAGCAACCUCGGCAUGAACAGUCAACCGGGUAGUCCGGCCAGUCCACCGUAUCAUAUGAUGAAUUACCGUUUGCCGGAGAGCCUAAAUUCCAGCCUACCGUAGUGUUGAAUAAAGAAGUAGUGAGUUUUUAGACUUCAGUUUUGAAUCGAACAAAUUUUUUAUCGCCGCAUCCAUAGAGCUGUUCCAGACCGCGUCUCGCCGAUAUAUUUUUAACUACCUUGCAUUAGUUUAUUUAUAUUUUAUAUUAACUAUUAUUUUUUUUUUCCUCCUUUCAAUUUGCACUUCAUUAUUCAUUCGCGGCGCAGCGAUAUGUUUGCGCUGUUUGAUUUACAAGACUUUUACAUUUAUGGCAUAUAAAUGUUUUUCCGCAUUUUUAUGCUAUCGUCGACCGCGUGCGUAUGAGAUAUAAUUUGUGUCUCGAACAGCUCCACUCCAUGUAUAUAAAAAGAUACCAUAUGUAAAAGUUCGGACACAGCAUUAAGUUAAAUACUCGCACGCCUUAUAUCACGUUUAUGUUGAAUUCAGUGUCUUUAGGAAGACUGCCUAAAAUCCAAUUUUUUUUUAUUCUUUUUUUUAUUUUAUUUUUUUUAUGAGUAUACAAAUAAGUUAUUAUAUUGUGGGAUAUGCUUAUAUUCAUUUAUUGACGCAUGUAACUGAUCACAUCAAGGGGACACAUUGCAGAAUGAAAUAGCACAUCGCGGGAGAACUUCGGCAAUAUUAUGAAUUAAUACUGAUUAUAAUAAUGUCCAUACUUAUUACAAAUAUUUGCGUUUCAGGGAAAUGACGGGAAAUGACGGGAAAAAUCAAAAGAUAUUAGAUUGUGUAUUUAACUGCAAACGUUUUUCGAUAUUAUUAUUUCAAAACUUUUUUUAUACGCAGGAUUCGUAUACAUAAGCGCCCUUAAUAUAUAAUAAUAAGACAGAGAAAUGUUCUAUGGAAUAUAGAUAUACUGAUACAAAUGACAAUUUCUUUAUGCUGUGGACGAACGUUACGCGUAUGGUUGAUUCUCAGCCGUGUUCCGUUCUUCUACUUAGUGACCGUAUGUAGCUAGUCUGCAUAUGUGGAUAGUGUGAGAUAUGUUUUUUGGAUCUUACAUCAAUGUCGCUCAUAGCGAGAAACAGAUUUACAAAGUACAGUUUGAAAAAGAAAGGAGAAGAAAAGAAAAGAAAAGAAAAGAAAAGAAAAGAAAAGAAAAGAAAAGAUAAAAAAAAUAGAAAAAAAAGAAGAAAAUUGACUAUGUCAUAUAAUGGAUAUUUUUUUAAUGACCUUGAAAUAUUUUGACGAGAAGACAUUUUGUAGUAUAAGUUAUUUUUUAUUACAUCAUAUUUAUAUGAUUCACAGUGUGAAGCUCAUCUCGUUAAGUUACUGUGACAUUUGCAUGGCACACAUAAUGUAUGUAUUUACCGAGUAUUUAUCUUUCUGUAUUUUAAAUGAGCCCUUCAUGGAAGGUAAAGCAUUUCGAUUAUUGCACACUGUAUAUCCUGCGCCAGAGUGACGCUUAAAGAUCAAAAAAUGUAUACAAUUGUAGAAAGUCAGGACUUGUCCAUGAACGUCGAUUAGUAGUCACUAUGUUUAAGACUGGUAACACGUGGCUAACAUAACCAGAUUUUUAAAGUCUUAGACACAGCAAUCCUCAAUCUAUUAUACAGAUAUUUUUGUAGGCACUUUGUCGAGAAAGGUCUCUUCUUUCUGCCUCUUUAUUCUAUAUAUAUCUUGACGAUAACUUAUGCAGUAAGAGGAACCUGGUAUUUAUUCAAAGUUUACCAUUUAGCUUUGUUAAACAUCACAAGAGAGAUGAACGAUCAUGACGUAGUGUAAUGCUUUUUACAUGCUAGUGUACAAAUAACAGCAUUUGUAAUUGACGAUAAGAAUCAUACCCUGGUGUCUGUAAAAAUAAUACGGUAAUACGUCGAGUUCUCCGAUUUAUUUUUACACACACCAGUUCUGCCUUUUCAAAGAUGUUUAAUUGUAUGACAACAACUGUGGCGCGCAUACAAUUGUAAUUGUACGGUGUAUUGCCUUUGUUACAUAGCAUUUGGAUAAAGCCAUAUUUUUCCAUGCAAUGCAAUAAUCCAGCAAAAUAAAUGACAGUUAAAACUGAGAAGCAGCCUAAAAUAGGAAAGAGUGCCAGAUACAAAACUAAAGCGGACAUGAACAAUAACACAUAUAGAGGAUAAAGUUUAUCUCUAUCACUUAGAGUGUGUAACUGCCUUUCUCUGGCCUCAUAUACUGGAUCAUUAAUUUAUUUAUAUUAGACAAUAUUAUACAAAAGAUACAUGUAAAGGAAGAAACUAAUCUAACUUAGAAGGCUUGUUAGAGCUACUAUCGAUUGCAGUAAGAUUGCUGCCAUCCGACUGAUGAUGAAACACAUUUCUCAAAAAAUAAAGUUGAACAUUUAAUCGAAACAUUUAUGUCACAGAUCUUACAUAAUUGUAUUUAUUAUCAUUUAUUUCAUUUUUUUUGUGCGAUUAUUAUAUAUUUAAUGCAAUUGAUUGUUUCUCCACUUGUGUUUUACGAUAUAUCGAAAUAUCGGAGAGAGAAAAGAAAAAUUAGUCGCAUAUUGGACAUUGUGAAGUAUGCUAAUGCAAAUUAAAAGCACGACUUACAAUUGUUGCCUGUUGUAAUGUCCAGUAACUGAAAGACAAUUGAACUGUAAUGACUUACUCAUAUAUAGCAUUCUUUCUAAUCGAAGAAUCAAUAUAUCAUGUAAAUCAUUGUUCUAAGAGUUCCAGUUGACAGAUAUUUUAUACGGAUCUAUUAAACCAGUAUUUCAAACCAAUGAAAAAUAAUUAGUUUUCUAAUAAUAAUACAAUACAUUUUAUGUGAAUUUAGUACAGUGCUUAAGUCAUUAAUGCUCAGUGUAUCUAACAAAUAUUUUUAGUGGAAAUCCGUGUCAUACUCACAUGUGUAUCAUAAUGUCUUAAAGUAUGUAACUAAACCACAAUCAAAGAAGUAUGAACGAUACUUAAUGACUAUUAUCAUAAUAGCCACUAUUAAUAGCAGUAAAUAAGUAGCCAUUUUGAGGCAGUUUAUAUUUAAUUACACCGUAUCGCUUUGGUCUCUCCGUUUUUUACGAUGGUAUUAUUAUUUGUAGAUAGAAUCAUAACUCUAGAAUCGAUCGAACCUCGAAUCACUUAUUUUUAAGUCUAUUUUUUACAGUUACCGAGAAUUAAAUAGGCAAUGCAAUUGAAAACACACAUAACACACAGAUGAGAUCUGUAAUUUGCGUAAUCGAUGGAUAACUUGUAGUUUAAUUUAAUUUUUUUUUUUAUAUAUAUACACGAGUAUACAUUAUAUGCUAUAUACGAUUACAUUAUCGAGUUUGACAAAAACCAUAUAUAUGCAUGUAGGUAUUUUUAUACAGCCUCUUUUUAGCUUAAGUUUUUAUUAUUAGUGAUUGGAUUGUAGAUUGAAUUAUAGAUACUGGAUAUAUUAUGUAGUGAACUUUUCGAUGUAAUAUUUUGCACGUGAGUUUACGGGCGUGCAUAAUUUUUUAAUAAAAAAGAAAAUAAAAUAAUUAUCACUUAGAUACUCUACAAGAAAAUUUUGGAAUUAUUCUAUCUAAUUUGGCCGUUCAAAUUUUGUUAUUACAUCGGAAAGGUUGUAUUCGAGACAAUUUACAUUCUUUGAUAAACAUAUAUAUUAGUUUUUGUUUUCUAAGAGAUCGAUAACAGCAUAUAUAGUUGCUUGCCUAUUUACGACGAAAAUUUACGUUAAAAAUUUGCUUUAGUGUUUCGUAAAUGAAAAUUUGUAGCGACAAGAAAUGCGAUUGACUUGUAAAAGUUCAAUUUUCUAUAUAUAGAUUUCAUAAGAGUAAUAAAUCUAAAAUAUAAUUAUAUAUUAGAGCUUUAUAAGGAUGAUAUAUCAGGAGUGUGUGCCAUAUUACAUUGAACCGCCGUCGCCGUUGACACUUGGAUCGUUCUCCAUAAGACUCAAUUACUCAGUUUCCUCUUUGGCGCUACUUGUCCGAAGCGCGCGAUUACAGUAUUAUACAAUAUCGCGUAUGCGAAAGCCUUUGACUGCAUCCGUUUAACGGAUCCUUAGAUCCUUAAGCAUUCUAGUAGAAUAUAGUCACACUUAUUAUUACUACACAAAUGUAUAUCUUGCGUUGUUCUCGAAAACUUGUAUUCAAGAUUCACUCUAACGCGUGUUAACGGCUAUUGACUCCUCAUUGAUGAUCAGAAGCGAAAAAUUACGGGUUUCCUCUUUUUCUUGCGAAAUACACACAUUGAAGUAAAUAAGUUUUCUUUUACCACUUAUCUUUACUAAUAUAGAUUAAUAAAACACAAGAACUUCUUUUUUCGUUAUUCUGUAUUAAUAAAUGAACGUAUAAUUCCAUCUAAGAAAAUGGACUUUACGAGAAUUGAUCAAGAUUUUAUUGAUAGACGAAUCAAAAAGAGUUUUCGUAAUAUUUUAUUAAUAUAAUAAUCUAUAUUAUCGAACACGAGUAGUGUUCCCAAUAAAAAAAAACUUAUUUAUUUCGAUGUAUUUAAAAAAAAAACUCAUUCUCAAAUUGAUUUCUCGCUUCAUAAUUCAGAACAAGUCGAUAAGGGACCAGGAGCCUGUUAAUACAUAUUCACACUUUGGCGCUCUUUCGCGAUUCCUUUGUUAGUCUUCGUAUUCGAAAGAUAAUAAUGCUGUCGUGUAUUUCAAUGAAAUCUUUUAAUAUCAUAUAACGAAUUAUCUUGUUGCACAGCGACUGUUAGCGCAUGCUAAAUAUUUCGAAUAUGAAUAUGUGCAAUGAAUUAGCAUCACAUUAGCAAAUAGAUUCGAUCUUGCGGGAUACGGCAUUAUUAUAAAUACACUUUGAAUACGAAGGCACCGAUUUAAAAGAGCGAAGAUUUGUAUUUGUAUUUGGAUUUGUUGGGGAGCACUUAAUUAUCGUUGUAUGUGCGUUCUGAAACUAUGAGACGCCGAAGACGUGCGGAUUCAGUGUAAUACGGCGAAAGGCACGCAUGUGUACGCGAAAAUACGACGCAUAUGCGUACAUACAUAUAUACAUACAUAUAUAUAUAUAUAUAUAUAUAUAUAUAUAUAUAUAUAUAUAUACACACACACCACACAUACAUACAUAUAUAUGCAUACAUACAUGUGUACACAAAGUACACAGAAGAGACAUAUAAAUAAAGAGGCGAGAGGAUUGAAGCAGAUCCGAACUCGUCUCGCGACUGUAAUUACAAUUCGCAAAAAAUAUACCGUGCCGUUCGGUUUGUUGAUCGCAACAAACUAGCUUUUAUAAUUCGCAUGUAAGAUCACCAUCAGGGUGUAAGAUCUUAAUAAAAUCGGUUACGGGUGUCGUAUUGUUAUAUAGAGAGAUGCACACAACGUGCAUUACACGACGGAAGAGAAAAAGAGAGAGAGAGAAAGAGAAUGAGAGUAAGGGCGAGUAACAAAAAAAAAAAAAAUAAUAAUAA
Molecule: messenger RNA, 6941 nt
Organism: Cataglyphis hispanica
Lineage: Eukaryota; Metazoa; Arthropoda; Insecta; Hymenoptera; Formicidae
Product: broad-complex core protein isoforms 1/2/3/4/5-like
Exons: 5
Coding region: 517-1629 (370 amino acids)
Biological process (GO): regulation of transcription by RNA polymerase II
Cellular component (GO): nucleus
Molecular function (GO): protein binding; DNA binding
Source: RefSeq, a predicted model, not a curated record